Messenger RNA from Rubroshorea leprosula, 785 nucleotides. NCBI's taxonomy places the organism in Eukaryota, Viridiplantae, Streptophyta, Magnoliopsida, Malvales, Dipterocarpaceae. The record is from the annotation of a GenBank genome assembly.
AAUCCAAGGAAGAUCGCCCUAAUAUUUUGGGUGAGAAUUUUUAGGUUCAAAUGAGGUAUGAGAGAUUCAUCGAAGUAAACCACCCGUGCUGCUAGUUCUUUUUCAUCUUUCUCCCCCAAUGAAAGAUACGAGAUAUUCAACUGCAAUGCCACAAAUUGUGAAGACUGUGAAGAUGCUUGUCAAGUUUCAUCCAUUAUUGACAGUAGCCAAUCUUAUUUGUCAGGUAAUACUCCUCCAAGAUUGGAUUGAAGAAGAGGUGAGCAAUCAAUGGAAAGCUCUCAAGUUGUAUUGCCAAUCAAAAAUGAGAUCUUUGUCGGAUUCGAUUACUGAGAAAAUGGAGAAUCUAUCGAAAGCCCUCCAAAUGCAUCUCAACCAUGAAACAGAGAAGGGUCAGCCAAAGAUCAAACUGAUAGGUAGACUUGCCUUGUUUUCUGCCUCAUUUCUUCUAUUGGAUACAGAGUGGUAUUACGACCACGAACAGACUUUGGAUUGAUUAGUUUCAUCAUUGGAGUCAUUGGAUCUAUUGCUUAUAACCACUUCAAGUUCAAAUUUCCCACAUGGAUAAUUGCCUCCAUCUGUUUUGUGUUGUUCAAUUUUAAGAGUUGGUUAGAUAAGUAUUGGUUGGAUUUGAAAGAAGAUCAAUUGGUAACCUCUACAAAUACCACAAUUGGAAGCACCAGCAUGUUUUUGAUUUUGCAAUCAACCACUGUACAUAUUGUAGGAAUCAUCUUUGCGUCUUCUGUUGUUAAAUCUCCCUUGUCCAACUAUAAAGUUUGGCUUACUAG